Molecule: messenger RNA, 6443 nt
Organism: Lytechinus pictus (painted urchin)
Lineage: Eukaryota; Metazoa; Echinodermata; Echinoidea; Temnopleuroida; Toxopneustidae
Product: centrosomal protein of 89 kDa-like
Exons: 16
Coding region: 107-2725 (872 amino acids)
Biological process (GO): cilium assembly; mitochondrion organization; chemical synaptic transmission
Cellular component (GO): centriole; ciliary transition fiber
Source: RefSeq, a predicted model, not a curated record
CCCAUCACCAAAUAGUACCUUGCGGGCAACAGGUGACUUCACACCUAGGGAAGGAGGAGCACUGGAUGCUUCUGAACAACAGCAGAGGAAUCUGGAGAGUAGCAGUAUGGCAAGAAGCAGCAUGUAUGAUUACGAUGACAGUGAAGAGGAGGACGAUGAGGAGGAAGAUCUGGAUUAUAUGGGCAUCAGUCAGAGGGAACGAGAGAUGGAAUACAAUGAUGAUCCUGGUUAUGCUCGGGUGGAAGAUGUCCAAGAAAUGCUCUCUCGUGAGAAAAGAGGCACUAUAUCAAAUCGAGCUAGGAUGGAGACUCCGUCUAUUUCAGGGGAAGAGGAAUCGCCCAGGCUUACAGACCGCACUGGAACUGAUACAAACCGGUCUUAUCCAGUUCCCUCUCCUCGGGAUCCGUCCACAUUGCCGAGCACCAGUUAUGCUGCAGAUAUCCAUUCUCAAGGUCCUGAUGAAAGUCGGUCACAAGGUCACUCAGAAGGUCGUGAUCAAAGACACUCAUCAGGAGACCAUUUGCAGGAUGAUGUAGAUGGUGGAGGAAAUUCUGGCAAGAGGAAAAAGAAAAAAGCGAAAGAGAAGGAGAAGAAACAGAAGAAAGGAAAGGAUAAACCCAAUGAGAUUGAAGGGUUAUAUGCCCAACCAAUCAAAAAGCAUGAGCCACUGGAGCGACAUGCAUCUAUAUUAUCCAAUGAAAGUGAUUUUACUGGAGUAUCGGCCGAAGACUUCUCAGAUCUCAUCUCACCAACACCAUCGUGGAAAAGAAAACCACAGUCGCCAGAUCUUGGCAAUGCAGAGGUGAUCUCCAGUAGAAGCUCUAAAACAUCUAAAGGACCCAGAUCGAAAAAUACUUUUAAUGAACCUAUGAUUGAGAAAGUGAGAGUCGACAACAAUCAGUAUGCAGCAGCUCCAUCUCCCCUAGCUCUUCAAGAUAAUGACAUCUAUAGUCAUCUGAACCGUGCUGAAUCGCUCAACCAGUCCGCCAGUGAUGAUUAUCUGAGACGGACCAACGAGCGUCUAGAAACGGAGCUGGAGCUGAUUCAGAAGGAGAGGAACGAUCUGAUGAACACUCUAGAUCAACGCACAAAACAAUUGGUUGAAGAGAGAGGGAGGAGAUCAGAUAUGAAUAAAUCCUUGGGGCUUGUUGCUGAUCUAGAGGCCCAAGUGGAGGAUUUAAGUAAUACUUGCCAGCACCAGAGGGAUGAGAAGCGGGCACUUCAAGAAGCCAAUAAAAGACUCAAGGGCGAGAAUAUGAACCUACAGGACAUGGCCCAGUCUAACCAGGAGGAUGAUGGAAUGUACUUGAAUCAACUCAAGAAACAAGCAGAGGCAGUGAUUCGGGAGAAUGAAGAUCUAAAAAAUGUUAUCCAUAAACUCAACAUUCAACUCAGUAGAUACCAAGCCAAAUAUGCACCUCCACAGAAAGGGGAUCCUCCUGGUCUACCUUCCAGAGGAAGUACCCCAAGAUGGCUGACAGACACCAAGUACCUCUCCCCUCUCAUCACCGCCUACGAGGCUCAACUCGUGGAGAAGGAGGAGGAGAUCCAGGCAAAUGUGGAGGAGGUUGAGGAGCUCAGAAGGAGCGCAGAGGAGGUGAUCAGGGAGAACCAGAGGCUCCUUCGGAAGUUGGAGGAGACCGGAGGAGGGGCGGGGCCAAAAGCAAGGCAUUCAGAGAGCUGGUUGAAUGAAAUAGAAGAACAAGCUAGACUGGUCCUGGAAGAGAAUCAAGUGGUCCUAGAACAAAUGGACCUUCAACAAAAGAAACUCCAUGAUCAACAGAGGAAACAUGCUCAGGAAACAAUAAGACUGACAAAACGCCUCACCAUGGUAGAAUCCGAGAAGAAUAGCGUGGAGGGUGAGCUUUCGGAGCUACAGAUGAAAUAUGGUGCCCUCAAGGACCAACAUGAGAGAUCAGUUCGAGAGGCAGAGAGUCAGAUGCCAGUUCAGGAGCAUCUUGAUACUAUUGCAGAAUACAAGAGGAGUAUGCAUGACAUGAAGCGGCAGGUGGAAGCCGAGACGGAGAACACGCUUUCCAGAUUGACAACGGUCGAGACAGAAAAACAGAGUGUUGCAAUGAGAGUAGCUGAUUGCCAAGCAGAGAACAGCCAAUUGAAAGGAGAGAUACAGGCAAUGCAGAAAGCUCAAAAACGUUUACAAUACAAGCUGACAAUGUUAGAGAAAGAGCUGUCUCAUUCACAAUCCAGAGAGCAGGCAGCCAAUCAGCAUUUAAAUAGAGUCUUGGAAAUAGCUGAACAAACGGCAGCUGAAAGAGAUUCAUUCAAAAAGAUGGCACAUACACAGGCUCAAGAGAAGGAGAGAGCGGUCAACAAGAUGAUAGCGGGCAACGUUGCUAUCGGGAGAAUGGAAGAGAAACUUAAGAUGUAUAAACUGAGAGCUGGUAAUAAAAUGGAUGACAUCAUGGGACGUAUGAAAGACCAAGAUGAGCUUCAUACGUCAAGGUUGAGCCAGUAUGAGAGAGAAAUGAAACAUCUUAGUCAGCUUGUCAGAGAAAAGCAAGAUGCGUUAGACGAAGUGGCUGCUGAUAAACAGAAAGUUGAGGAACAGUUGGAGGUUGUAUGGCAGAGUGCUACGGAAGACAAUAAGAGAUUAAAGGCACGACUUGCUAAGUCAAUGAGAUCAUCAUCCGCUGCAGACUCCAGUCACAUGCCCUUCGGAUCAGAUUCGGACAAUAGAGGGCUCCUGUCAUCAGAGAGUGACUGAACAGUUUAUACUCGAGCAGUCGGUAUACUUCUCACUAGGUGGUUUCAAACCGCCUCGAUCACAAGAAUCCCCGUUAAAUUACGAGAACUUUUUUAGGCUGAAAAAUACCCAUUAAUUAUUCCUGCAUUCACACCGCCCUGAAACAUACCCUUCGGGAUAAGUUCCUGAAGUUACGAGCAUGCGCAGUAUGGUCUGAUAAGCAGCAAGGCGCGAAAUUCAAAAUCACUAGCCCAGCAGCAACCCAUGCACGGCGCCGCACCCAACGACACGCUGGGCUAAAAGUUCCCGGAAUUUGCUUUCAGACCGCCAAAAUACCCACGACCUUGGAAAAAUCCCCGCGAAAGUUCUCGUAAUUUCGCCAAGUACCUACUAUUUAUCGGGUAUUUUCUUUCGGGGAUAUUACGCGUAGUUUGCUUUCACACUGCCAAAAUACCUGGUAUUUUCUGAUCGGGGUAAAUUUCCCGAUCAGAGAAUACCUGGAACUGGCGAACUUCGAGGCGGUCUGAAACCACCUACUUAGUCUCAUACCAUAUUAAAGCCUAUUUGGUCUACUAUCAAUUUGGAUUAAUUAUCUUUUGGUCUACACUACACCUGGUCUGUUACCCAAAUAGUCUACUUCUCAGGUCGUCUGAUGCCCAGAUGACUUAGUUUACUAAAUAUUUUGCAUUUUUUCCAAUGAAAUUUUUUUCAUUACCAGUUCAUUCACCAUUUAGAUUAGAUGGUGUUAGAUCAAGAGGAUAGAUAUAGAUGAAAUGGGUAGAGCCCACCUGGAAAUUAGACAAAAAUUGUUAUUGGGCUAAAUGGCCAUUAGACAAACUGAUUGUAGACAAACCAGGGUUAGACCAUGUGGAAUGCGGCCAUAUUGUAAGUAGACAAAGCGGGUGUAGAAAAAUCAGCAAAUUACUGAUUGAACACAUUGGCCUGUAUUCAAAGUUUUCAAUUCUACCAUGGUACAAAUCUGUGGACCACAGUUGUAUGCAGAUUUUUGUGUCAUAAUUAUGCUAAUUUCAUCGCGUACACUACGAAAGGUCCAUCUAAAUUCCCGCUUUUGGCAAGGUGCGCUAAAUUAAGGCUCAAAUGAAACACAAUAGUAUGAGAAAUCUGCAUAGCCCAUGGCUUUGUACCAUGGUAUAUUUUUAUUGGAACCUAUUUUGAGAAUACGGGCUAUACAGCUCAAAGGUCGUAACCCAAAUGUCUGUGAUAAAAAUGGUUGUAAAAUGUGCAGGUCCCUGGCUCUAAGCCACUGAUACACAGUGCCUGGUGUAAGGAUUACUUUGAUUGGAACCAUUGCCAUGACAACCAAAGACUCUGUUGGUUCAUCAUUUUGAUUCUCUAUUGGCUUUUAAACUAGUAUCAAACUCAGGAUUACUUUAAAUGAAUAAGUAAAGAACUACAUGUAAUUACAGAUGUUCUUCUCUAGAGUACAGUAUAUGAAUUUUCCAUUUUGAAUUAUGAAAGAGUCAAGUUUCCUGGCCAUGCAGAAAAAUAAAUGAAAUGCCAGGGCUGGUAUUGCAGUAAGUAAUGUCUAUGAUGAACAGUGAGGAUUGGCAAUGGAAAGGAGCUGAUAGGAUACCUGCUGUAAAGACUCCGACUUUUAGAAAGGUACCUAAUUACAGUACUGAUAAUAUGAAAUGGGAUGUCACAAUGUUUUGAUUCUUUACAAUGAAUUUGCAAAGUAAGCAGGAAUUUGAAAAUACAUUGGAAUGUGUGAAAGGUAGUGAAAUAUUCUUAUAUGUAAGAAUCAUCUUCUACUUUUCAAUUAUCAUUGCAAUAUCAAAAUCAGGGUGAUUUUGCUGGUUAUCUUGAAAUAUAUAUAUGUACAUGUAUAUCUGAAUUCAUAUGCUUUUGUUUGCUUAGCUUGCCAUAUUUUGAAUUUACACUUGUAUUCUAAAAAGAGAAUGUCAAAUUAGUGAAAUUAGUGACUAUCUUAUGUUAAAUAACAUUUCUAUCUAUGUAUUGUAUUCUGAAGUGUUAAUGUUGAAUAUGGUUUAGAGGAUUCUGAUUCCUCAAUCGGUCAACUUCUUUCAGUGCUAAUUCUAAAGUAUUUUGUACUUAAUUCUGAAAUCUUGUCAUAUUAAAGAAAAAUGAUGACCGAGGUAUAAAAAAUAGAGAAAAUAAACACAUUUAAGUUGCAUGAUUGAAGAGAGAGAGAGAAAAAAAAACUACCAAUACUUUUAAGGGAGUAUACAUAUACCAAAGAAAAUCAUAGUAGAGCGCACAAUUACCUUGAAUCAAUCUGUGUAUGCGUCUCAUUUUUUUCUCGAAGAAAUGCCUUACUUUUAGUUGGAUCACCCUGUAUAACUUGGGAAAAUAUCUUGGCUUUGUGUCUUCUUUUCUUUAUAAUACUGGUAUACAUGCAGUAUAUGUCUCUGUAAUGUACUAAUUAUCCAUGUUUUCAAUGACACAUUCCUUUUAACUUUGAUCUAUCUUUGAAUACUACAUCACCUUAGUUUUUGUUGCAUCACCCUGUAUUUCAUGGGAAAAUAUCUUGGCUGUGUGUUUUCUUGUAAUUAUGAUUAUAAUAUAUUACAUGAUGUAUGUUUCUGUAAUUAUCUGUUCAAUGACUCAUUCCUCCUAUCCUUGAUCUAUCUUUGAAUACUGCAAUGCCUUAGAUUUUAUUGGAUCACCCUGUACAUCUUAGAAAUAUUUCUCAGCAUUGCAAUUUUAUGUCAUUGUAUGUUUCUCUGUAAUGUAUAAAUUAUCCAUCUGUUCAAUGACACAUUCCUUCUAACCUUGAUCUAUAUAUAAGCACCUUGAUUGAUUCACACUUACUUUAAAGUGUACCUUGUUUUAUAUCAGUUAAAAAAAAAUCUUUGAUGGAAAGCCAGAUCGAGGCAUAUAAUCAUAUACUUAAGGCCUAAAAUGAGUUUGAUCUGAUUACAUUUUUGCGAUACUUGUACGUGUGUGCUUAUUUAGGCUAUGCUGAUUUAGUGUACUUGAAAAACAUAAAAUGGGUUUAGCUGGGCCAGGUAUUAGACAUCUGAAACGUCUCUGGCUUAAACCUCUUUUAUGAAUUUAGGACAUAAGGUUUGAUUGCUUAGUGGAAAUUCCAUGCUUGUCAUUUAUUUGUUAAUCUGAAAUGCAGAUUUUCACCCGUGAAGAAUGGUGAAGAUUUUCUGCUCAAAUACUCAAGUGAUUCAAGGGAUUUAUUUGUAUAAAAGCAAAAAUAUCUAUUAUUACUCGACAGUAAAAAAGUAUUCUUAUUUCAUGACAAUAUAGUAAAACCCCAAUUUGACUAUUAUAAACAUGAUGCUAGCAGUUAUAUUUUAGAUGGGCGGUUAGAAGGGUUUGUUAGUUCCAUUUUAUAUUAAGCAUUAUUUGUAUGAAAGUGAAUUAUUAUUACUCAACAGUAAGCAAGUAUGCUGGUCUAAUUUCUUACUUCCAAGAGAUUUCUUCUACGCAAAACCAGUGGGCAUAUAUUCAUCAGUCAAUGAUAUGAUAAACAACAAUUUGGUAUUUCUGAAAUUCUUCUUAGUCUCAAAAUUGGUGUUCCGAUGUAUUUUGUACUUAAUACAGUUGCAUAUAUGCACAUAGACAUAAAGUGGGAACUUCCGGUGAUUCAAUUAGUAAAUAUGAGUGUGCCAAUUUCUUCUUUUGGUUAUGAUUUUUUUUUAUUGUUAUUCUAAAUAAUUGUACAUGUAUGGUUAUUUCAAGGUCAUUUUCUACUCUGUUUGUCAUAUCAGAAGCCUCGUGCUGAAUAAAACUUGUACCUGAUGUA